AUGCUCGCGAAGCUGGUGCUGGUAACUUGCCUUGGCGUCGCAACUGCCCGUCCCAAAAUGCGAGGUGGGAGGGACAUGAUCCUGUAUACUGGUGGUGCAAUAGCACUACUGAGGAAUCCUCCAAGUGAUUCGUGCACCACCAUCACCAUAACGGAUAGUACAACCAUUCCUUCGGAGUUCGUGAAGGAUCUUCUCGGAAAAUCAGCGUGGAAGCAGUGGCAAAUGAUGACAACAUUUGAGCUAAAUUUAGAAAAGAGAAACAUCAGCAUGAACGAUCGAGUGAAGAAGUUGAUCUCCUUAGCACGUCAGGUGCGUUUGCUGUCCUGGUGCUCGAGGAUGGUGGUAGUGAGUCUCGAUCAUGACUUCCUCGGUGCCUUCGCCGAGUGGUCCCUGAAGGGCCGGCUGUUGGUGUGGACCACCAAGCUGGUGGUGGUAACUCGCCUGAAUAUUCCGCAGCUCCAAAUCCUUCUACCUGCCCAUUGGACUUUCUCCAUGAUGAACACAGUCUUCCUCAACAUAGAGGGCACUUCUGAGCAAACCCGCUUCUACGGUGCAAAAGUAAACGUGACGUCCGGAACCUACAUGCCUUACUGGGACGAGGAAGAAGUGCUGGCCGCUGAUGGUUCAAAGACAAUCGUUUAUCGCGGCUCUGACUACCGCAUGGUGGAUGCCAUUGCCUCGGUUCUUAACUUUACUAUCCGUGUCCUUCCGACGUCAUCGUGGACUGAGGUAACAAGACUAGUGGAAGAGCAGACUUCACUGAUAUCUUCAAUUAUGCACGUUUUUCUUCCCGAGCGCGUCAAAAAAUUUGACUUCACUUACUUAUAUGAGAAUGCAUAUUCGUCAUUUGGCAUGGCUAAACCCGAUCUUGAGCCUCGAUGGAAAAGCGUUUACUAUCCUCUGUCUACUGGAGUGUGGACGCUCAUUCGUACAGGACAUGGUGGGUACCCAAACGUGGGCGUGGGGGCGGUGUUACAUGACGUGGUAGGAAUGCUACUUGGCCAGAACCUUCCUCGCCGUCUGUCCUAUACCUCCUCCAGCAGGGUUCUGGUUGCUGCCUGGCUGUUGUUCGCACUAAUCCUCGGGAUGGCCUACCGCGGCAACCUGACUGCCUCUCUCACCCUUCCCAAGUAUCCACCGCGCCCAGAGACACUCGAAGAAAUCGUCAACUACGUUGACAUGUAA
Messenger RNA from Portunus trituberculatus (swimming crab), 1185 nucleotides. RefSeq lists its product as uncharacterized. NCBI's taxonomy places the organism in Eukaryota, Metazoa, Arthropoda, Malacostraca, Decapoda, Portunidae. The record is from RefSeq and is a predicted model, not a curated record. The transcript has 7 exons. Bases 1 to 1185 code for a protein of 394 amino acids.